AUUAUAUUCAUAAUUUACCUAAUGGAAAAAUUGAUCGGGGUGAAAUUAUUCAAACAAAAUGUUCAGUAAAAUUUUACAAGUUUACUCCUCAAGACCUUACUGCUUGUCCAUUUAUUGCACUAGUGUGUAUCAGAAUACAUAAUCAUCCUCCUCCUCCCCCAGAAAAAAUUCCAGCAGAUAUAAAAUUAAAUUUUCAAACAUUAAUUCGUCAAACUAUUAAUGAUAAUGAUAUAGUUACUUCUGGAAAUAUUCAAUCAAAAACUUUAUCUAAUAUUCACCAAUCAUUGAAUAAUGUUGACAAAUUACAAAUUUUAGUUGCAAAAGCUUAUAAAAAUUUACAUCUAUAUGGUCAAGACAUAUUGGGUGUUCUUCAUGUAGCUAAAACUAAUAAUUCUGAAAUAAAAAAUUAUAUUCAUCGAAUUG
Messenger RNA from Racocetra persica, 423 nucleotides. The record is from the annotation of a GenBank genome assembly. Lineage: Eukaryota; Fungi; Glomeromycota; Glomeromycetes; Diversisporales; Gigasporaceae.